AUGCGACCAAUAGGGAUCGCCAGAUGUUCAAGGGCUUUCUGGGAUGGUGUCCAACUGCGCUGGCGUUCAAAGACCACGCGCUCCGAGUGGCCCGCGGCCUACCGGAAGGAGCUCACGCGGCUGCAGCGGGCACCCACGACGGCGCCACCUGCGGCACCGAGCACGGCGGAGGCGCCGAACGAUGCGGUGAAGGAGGAAAGCAUCCAUAGAGUUCCAGUUCGCUUGCUUACGACUGUACAGCAGAGUGAGAUGUUGGCGCAAAGGAUACUGGAUUCGUCGCACCACAGCAUUGGAUUGGAUUGCAGUGGUGAGAAGAUUGGACGCUUUGGAAAGCUUGCAUUACUUCAAGUGGCAACUGAGGAUGACGUUUCCCUCGUUGAUGUUGAAAUAGGAGGUCUUGAGAUCCUGGAGCCCUUCCGACCCGUCUUUACAAGCACGAGCCUUGUAAAGGUUUUCCAUGACUGUCGUGAAGCAGUUUCAUUUCUCCUGAAUCAAUUGCAUAUCCCCACCUAUUCAGUCUAUGACAUACAGGUGGCUUUUACUACCUGGCUGGAACGCGAGGGGCUCGAAGAGUACCAAGCCAGCCUGGCAGAGAUCAUCAGGAGCUGUUCUUUGAGCACCUACCGACUACACCGAUGGGAUCGUUUGGAGCGGAACACGUUAACGCCUUCACAAUGGCACCAAAGGCCACUGCAGCCACAGGUGAUCCGUCAGGCCGUUGAAGGCGUGGUGCAUUUGACCCGUUUGCAAGCCACCUUGAACAAGGAACUUGGAGACCCCUCUGGAACUUUGGUGCAGAGGCGCAGUGCCCACUACACGGACUAUGCUCGCAUGAACUGCAGAGAACUCCCGCUGGAAAGCUCCCUUCGAAGUGGAAUGAAAUUGGAAGCAAUGUUGGUUUCAAAGAAACCUGAUGCUGCGUAUUUCAAGCUGAAUCACACUGUUACGGGGGCCGUGCUGGUACAUGAGGAUUUGAAGGAGUUUAUUGACCUCAAACCGGGAGCUGUCGCCGAAUGCCAUGUAAAGUCUGUGAGUCCUUGCCAUAGCUUUGCAUAUUUGCAACGUGAGGGCCAUGGUAAUCUCUGGUUUGAUCAGCGGCAAGGUCGAAUGGUGAAGCUGCCUUCCCAAGAAGAACUGGAUCAAGCACGGCCCAAACGAGAAUCGAGCCUCUACGGGCUUGGCCAGGGCUCACCGGGUCAACCCAAUCUCAGGGAAGAACGUCGCAGCUUCCGACCCCAAAAGCCUUCGGUGAUCUACAAGCCAGGAAAGAGAGGUGCAGUGAAGGCUCGGAAAGGUUGCUGGUCGAAGUGCACAUAG
Molecule: messenger RNA, 1317 nt
Organism: Durusdinium trenchii
Lineage: Eukaryota; Dinophyceae; Suessiales; Symbiodiniaceae
Source: the annotation of a GenBank genome assembly